CGAUUACCUCUCUAUUAUUCCUUUCUCGAUCGAUCUUGCGACCUUCGACGACGUUUCUUUUAAUUUAUCUAAAUGGAAGCAACGUUUACGGGAUAAUUUAUAUGCACGCGUUUACGCAAUCUCUCUAUAGGGAAUUUCCACGUUCAUUGACGCUUGCGCGAUAAUGAUUUGCCAGCAAAAAGAAAUCUACCUUUAUGAAAAGAAACGUGGCCGAGAUUGUGACGUCCAAAGAUCAUCUCUUUAUUUCUCGAUAAAGAAUAUAUAUAUAUAUACCCUCCUCCGUUUUCUUUUUUCCCUUUUUUUCCCUAUUUUCUUCUUCAAGUUUUGAUUUUACGCGCGAUUAUUCAUUAAGUAUACUUAGUUUCCUUUGUUGUUUUUUUUUUUCUUUUUUUUUUUUUCUUUUUUUCUUUUUUACUCCGAAUAGAAUAAUAAAUAAAAUGAUUCCAUUCGGGUAAAUAUAUUUUUUCGUUGUAAGGUAGUAUUGAGGAACAAUUAUGACACGACAACUCAAGACUCGAUAAAAUAUUAUAAUUAUAUACUUUUUAACAAACAAGAAAACAGUUUCACGUAUUAUUUUCUUGUCUGUGACGCGUCUUGUUACUUCAUCGCAAGAAUAAACAUUGAAAAGUAAUGCGUAUAAACGAUCGAUUAAUGAGCAAUAAUUACGAUUAAUGCAUAUCGCGUCCACCACUCUUUGAUCUUCAUUUUUCCCAUUGAACCAUGUCUCGCGGAAAAUCACCGUAAGAAGAUAGGUGAAAAUAAGCAUACGGCUUAGAUAGAUCAGAUAUUUUUUCGUGCGAACUAAUAAUAGCCCUGUGGGGAAACGUUUAGUCGAUUUAAUUAUUUCUCCUUUGAUCUUUAUAUCUUCAGGACACCUUCGACGAUAACUUUAAAUUUAUCUACUUAACGUAUAAUAGAUCGAGAAAGUGAGCUGCGCGAAAUUCCUCUAAGUUACGAUCCCUAAGUUCCUGUAAGUUACGAUCGUUAGGUGAAGAUAUCAAUGGAGUUCGAGCAACUUGAAUUUUGUCUUUUUUUUACUUCACUUUAUCUCGAGUCCUCACAGCUACUUCAAUAAUACCUUUAUAAUCGUUACAUAGGAUGGAAAAGAAUUAUGUAAUCAAUCAGAAUACGUCGAUAGCCACGUGGAUAUCGUGAAGAAGGAUUUAUCGUCACGUUGCGUGACGACGACAAUCGACCCGAAGAAAACAGGAAAACAAUAAAAGAGAGCCCAUCAAUUUUUUUUCAUCUCGAUGUAGCCAUUCUUUCUAUCGGCGUUUUAUGCCGUUUCAUUCAAGCUUUGAGAUACCCCGGCAAUGUGUCGCGCAAGACGAAUUUCAUUUAAAACACAACAAUCCCAAUAGGGACGAGAGAAAGAGAGAAGACCGGAUUUUCUCCGUGUCCGUAUUCCGCGAAUAAAUCUUCGAGAUCAAACGAACCUUUACUCCGCACCGGUCGCGCGCGUCAAAAGGAAAAAUAAAAGUGGUUUCAUGCGCGCGCGUAUAAGAGUCGUUAAAAAAGAAAAAGGAAAAAACAAGUCGACGAUGACCGAUAUCCGUAUGCGGAAAAUUAUGGCAAAUCUAAGAAUGUAUCGAAGGGAAUGCACAACUUUAUUGUUAACUUUAUAUACGGAAACAGAACAAUGUGUGGUAUCCAUAUGUACUUGAUAGUAGCCCGAAUAUAAAGCAUAGGAGAGUAUUUUAAGUACGUAAAGAAUUACGUACGUAAAAAAAAAUGGAGAUGGUGGAAAUACGAUUUAUGAGUUUGAUUCGUAAAUCGAUCGAAAGGACAAACUAGUGAUUUCCGUCGAUAGCAAAAGCAAUCUCCGAAGGAAUACAGAGAGCUUUGCGUUCGUACGAGCUGAGCGAGGAAAAAGUGGAUGAUGAUCCGUGGUGAAACGCCAUUGUAAAAUAUUUUCUCUUUGAGCGUCCGUGCACUCUUUGCGUAUCAACGAUAUAAAAUAUAGGCAAACGUUUGUCUCUCGAUUGACCUUUACAGGUGACUCACCUGAACUCUUACGAUCUAUGCACAAGUCGUUCUUACGUGAUUCGCGAGACAAGCGUAUCUUGAACUUUUACCAGGAGGCAUUACUAUAUUGGUAUAACAUUAAAAUAAAUAUAGUGCAGUAUAGGGAUCCAUUUCUUUCCCUCCCCCCCCCUCUCUCUCUCUUCAGGCUUCAUCUACGAAAGAUUUUCGUUGGCUAGAGCGUGGAGGGGGAGAGCGAGAGCGAGAGAGAGAGAGAGAGAGAGAGAGAGAGAGAGAGAGAGAGAGAGAGAGAGAGCGAGAGAGAGAGAGAGAUAUGAUCGAUCUCGAGGAAACGUUGUGAGCCAAACGUAGUAACCUUGACUCUUAUCGAUCAAGAAGAACUCUCUCGUUCGUCGAGCCCGCUCCUGAACUCGAUAAGUCCCCACCUUUCCGACAACGAGCCUGAUCGUAGUCGGACCCCACUAGGUCAGUUAAUACUUAAGACGCGAGUUCAGCAUCGUGCAGACUAUUCGCGCAGGAUCGUCCGUUGGACCACGAAAUGAGUCGAUCCGAAAAGAAUUACCGAGAGUGUGCGAGCGAGCGAUAACAAAAUUCUUCCAAUUAUAUCGAUCCGUUCUUAUCUUUUGACACUUGCUGGAAGAAAGGAACAAGUGAAAAUAUUCGACUCAAUAAAAGCGCCAUCCUUCCAUACGUCGUCGUAUAUUAUUCGUCGUCGAGCCUAAUCGUCGUUCGAGCCUCUGGAUCGUGGAUCUUUGAAAUUCGGGGGAAGGGGGGGGGGCAGGCAGAGGCAAAAGACUUGGCAAUUUUGAGCGUAUCGAUGAACAAACAUAGGCUCUUUUCGGACAAAACCUAGUGUUCGAAUAGGAGCAGGAGAAGCAAGAUUUUCAAGUGUUUCCCACGCGACUUGGAAUAAAGUGCAGUGCCUCGAGCGGACCAAAUUCUUUUCCUUCGAAAGAGCCGAUCUCUCAUUGGGAAACGCAUAGAAGUCUCAAGUUGACAGGACGUACUCGUUGUCGAGGACGAUGGAUCGUUUACAAGACGGCACGAUGAAGGAGAAGAAAAGAGAUGUGAAAUUCCGGGAGGAUGGUGGAAAAGGCAAGCUCGGCGGGAGGUUUAACGGAUUCAACGAGAUGGCAUCGGCAGCGGCAGAGUUAGUGGUCGAGAGGGAACCGGAACCGAUGCGAGAGAUGGUUGAUGGGAACCGGACAACGUUCGUAGGUGCUCAAGGCUUGGUCAAAUUGGCCCUCGAACAGUACACGGAAAUCCUGGCGAGCGCCUCAGAUCCGCGGGUUGGCAAUUGGCCUCUUAUGGAAUCCCCGAUACCAACGGUCGUCAUAGUUCUACUCUAUCUCUAUUCCGUGACGAUAGCCGGUCCACGUAUGAUGUCCAACAAAAAGCCUUAUAAUCUCAGAAACGUUCUCAUCGCCUACAACGCCUUCCAGGUCAUCUUCUCUCUGGGAAUGCUUUACGAGCACCUGAUGUCCGGAUGGCUGUUGGACUACAGUUACAAGUGCCAGCCAGUCGAUUAUUCUCACAAUCCGUCCGCUUUAAGAAUGGCGAACCUUUGUUGGUGGUACUUUAUCAGCAAGUUUACCGAAUUCGCCGACACGGUUUUCUUCGUCUUACGAAAGAAGAAGAGUCAAGUGACGUUUCUACAUUUGUAUCAUCAUUCUUUGACGCCUUUGGAGACAUGGAUUUGCGUUAAAUUUAUUCCCGGUGGACACGGUACCCUAGGAAAUCUCAUAAACAACGCGGUCCACGUGGUCAUGUACGCUUAUUACAUGUUGGCUGCCAUGGGACCCGAAUACAAAAAAUAUUUGUGGUGGAAGAAACAUCUCACCACUAUUCAAUUGAUCCAAUUCUUUUUAGUAUUCGUGCAUAGCGCGCAGGCCUUGAUCUUCGACUGCGGAUACCCGAAGCUGGUUGCAAUCCUCUUACUGCUUCACUCGGCGAUCUUCUUUGUUCUUUUCUCCGAUUUUUAUCGGCGGGCCUAUCGCAGAACGAAGUCGAUCGAUAAGACGAAGGUGGAUUGAGAUUGGGAGAAGGAUGGACCGUACAAAAAGAGAAAGGAGAGGAGGAAGAAGAAAGGAAGCGAAAGGGGAAAACGGCUGUUUCUCCUUCCUUCUCCUUCUUGCUUUUAAAAAUUGCGCGUUUCAACUGGACCCCGCGAACGUGAAGGAAGGAAGGAAGGAAGGAAGGAAGGAAGGAAGGAACGAACGAACGAAGGAAAAAACGCAGGACGUUUUCACGAACAACAUGAAUGAAUUUUGUUAAAGGGAGGCGAGAGAGCGAAUAGGAUUUUCUCGCCUUCCUCUUCUCGUUCGAUUAAUUGGAAUUGAAAGAAAAGGAUACGGCCUUUUACGUGAGAAAGCUUCGGAGGAUUCGACGAAGAAGACGGGGUAAAACGCUUGGAUAGGAGGAAUCAAGGACAAUCCGCGAAUUCUCUUUCGUUCAUCGAAUCGAUCUCGAUGUCCUUUCAAGAUUGAAAAAAUGUGAAAGCGGGCGGCAGAGAAAAUCGAUCGAGUAUAAUAUUUCUAAACUCCUGCCGGUCUGUUAAAGCGCUUUUAAAAAAUAUUUUUCUUCGCUUUUUAUCUUUUGCCUGUCUUCUUUUUCUUUUUUUCGCUCGAAACUCCGGUCAUAUCACCAUAAAAGCCAAAUUUUCAACGAUCGAUCGUUAAAGUCGUCGUUUCCCUUCUCCUCGAUUAUUAUUUCUCUCUCUCUCUCUCUCUCUCUCUCUCUCUCUCUCUCUCAAGGUGCCACUUCCGAUUCUUCGCGAGCUCGACUCGACACACGUAAGUGCGAUAGAUGGCAUUUUUCCUUUUUUUAUUUAUUUGUUUUCUUUCUUUCUUUCUUUUCUAUGUACCUAUACCUAUAAGCGCGACACGAAGGAUUUUUACGUAUUUCGCAAAAUGAAAAGGGUUGCGCCUACAAAGGUCCUUGUUUUUUGUUUGGCUCAUAGAUGAUAAAAGAAAAAAUAAAAAUUUGUCAUAUCGUUUUUGGCCGAUGUCGAUCUGUUCUUCAAUUUCUAAAUCCCUUUUUCUUGACAGCCCUGUAUGCAUAUAUGCGAAUUUGAACGCGGCUAGUUUUUCUAAAACGUCGUUCAGUACAUAUGUAUUUGUAUACGUGUAUCAUAUACACAGAAAAAAAUCGACAAAGCAAGAUGUAUGGCUUCGAGAGGACUCUCGAGAAGACUUUGCAUGCGACGAAUUCUCGAGCGAUGCAAUUUUUUCUUUUCCCUUUUUCUCCUUAGAUCAUCACUGCUUCCGAGGGCACUUUCGCGAAAGACAAAUCCCGAUGAUGCUAUCGACGAGAAAAAAUCUUUCCUCCUUCGCGUUGCCAUUUGACCAUUGCCAAAAAAAAAAAAAGAGAAACAAAAAAGAACAACAAAUAAAAUUUCGAAGUGAAUCAAUAAUAAGCGGAUAGAGCGAACGAACGAACGAACGAACGAACGAAUAAAUCCGCGUAGAUAUCACUUUUUCUGGCACCUUCCUCGAGGAUCGACGACGCUCGAGCAACGGCGAAUGCCUGGAUUAAAUUUUCUUUGAAAUCGAAUAACGAUAGGACGUCGCGAUGAGAUGGUCGCGCGACGGCGCAACCCAGGACGCAACGUGGGUCGAUAAAUUCUCUCUUCCGAGUGUACGCGCGCGCGAAAGAGAGAGAGAGAGAGAGAGAGAGAGAGAGAGAGAGAGAGAGAGAGAGAGAGAUUAAGCCAAA
Vespa crabro (European hornet) is the source of this 5697-nucleotide messenger RNA. RefSeq names its product elongation of very long chain fatty acids protein AAEL008004-like. The transcript has 6 exons. Gene Ontology annotation, molecular function: fatty acid elongase activity. Gene Ontology annotation, biological process: fatty acid elongation, monounsaturated fatty acid; very long-chain fatty acid biosynthetic process; sphingolipid biosynthetic process. The coding region runs from base 3006 to 4016 and encodes 336 amino acids. The record is from RefSeq and is a predicted model, not a curated record. Gene Ontology annotation, cellular component: endoplasmic reticulum membrane. Lineage: Eukaryota; Metazoa; Arthropoda; Insecta; Hymenoptera; Vespidae.